Molecule: messenger RNA, 1065 nt
Organism: Laccaria bicolor S238N-H82
Lineage: Eukaryota; Fungi; Basidiomycota; Agaricomycetes; Agaricales; Hydnangiaceae
Exons: 7
Coding region: 1-1065 (354 amino acids)
Source: RefSeq, a predicted model, not a curated record
AUGGGCCACUCUUUCAGCUCUCCUCCACCACCCGAACUUCCAGCUCUUGAAACUCCAGCACGUAAACAUGCUCGCACCGAUGGCGAUGACAAUUCGGAAACGGAAGACUUUACAACAUCUGUACCGGCCACUCCAAUGCCUCACACGAACAUUUUGACCUUUGCGAGGCGUUACGCAGUGGAGAAAAACCUCAAACCCGCCCAAAUGCAGGAAGUCCUCGACUUUGUCAAGCGUCCUUUGGAUGAGCGCUUCCUCAUGUUAUUCGUGGCCUGUAUCCAAAGCCGCGACAACGAAGCUAGUCUCGCUCGCGCCCUCGCGUCCUGGGUUCCAUCAAGCACCACUGAGACGAACAUCCAAACCUACAGUCGACUUGUAAUGCUCUCACCGAAGCUCAAGGGGUACAAGGAUAGUGUGGCAGAAAAGUACCUUUGGACAAUCACACGGAACUUACGUUGGGACAUACCUGAUGCAGUUUUUUCAAACCCUGCUGCAACGGGCAAGCUUACAGAGCGAAUCCGAUACCACCUAACUCAAAAUCGCUCCACGUUGAAAAAAAAAAUUGCUGCGAGCCUCGUCGGAAAGACGAAGGAUGAACAUCAACAUAUUUUUACCCUUGCACAAGCUGUGGUAGCCAACACAUCAAUGACGGUCUCCAUUCAACUAUGUGCACGUCUGGCCCUCCUGCGAGCCGAGUACAUUGAUUUUCCCGGCUCUACCUUCUAUUCAAAGGUUGAUGCACGGCUUUCCACUAUCAGAACCAAUUUCAGAGACAAUCCAAGUAAGAUUACGAGAUUCUUCCAUGAAGUUCUGAAUGUCGACGUGGCAUCUCAUGGCCACUCUAACCUCGACAUCGAAAUUCUCGCAUCAGAAACCCAACCUUCAGAAACCAAGUUAGAAGUUGAGAAGACGAUCGACAAUGCAAACGAUGCCGGCGUCCCUUUCGCGGAAAUUCGGGCAACUAUGGCCACUCUGACUUCUGGUGUAGCAUUGGCCAAUAUGUCAGUAGUUGGGGCAUCGGCAGGUGAUGAUACCACGGGAGGAGCUGGGACAAGCGGGUUGGCAUGA